UCUCCGGGCUCGGUAUAUAUUUGACAGGAGGCAGAGCCGAGCGGGGACGAGGCGCUCUGACUUGACAUGAACCGUCGGUAACGUGAGGCCGUUAAAUCACACGGUGCGGACAGAAAUGUCUUAAUGUAUUACAUCCCUGAGGCCAGCAUUAGGGAGACGACUUCUUGUCCACACGUCAUCCAGAUGAGGCAUGCUGGAAGUAUGCAGCCCGUGUGCAGAAGAGAUGCUGGAGUCUGGCACCAAACUAGAAGUCUUCUCUGGAAGAACCUGCUCAUCAAAUGGAGGACCAAGCAGCAGAGUCUUCAGGAACUGAUCCUACCUCUGCUUCUGUUGGGUCUCCUGAUACUCAUCAGCACACUGAAUCCUCACGUUUAUUAUGGAGGCAUCAGCACCAUGGAGCUGGAGCGUGACGACCACUUCGUCAAAGGCCUGGGCUACACACCGAUCACUAACAUUACCAACCACAUCAUGGAGGAGGUGGCCCAGGAGAUGCACAUGCAGGAUCGUCUGGAGAUGUUUGCCAGCGAGGAGGACCUGGAGAACGCCAGCUUGUACGAGCCUUCCAGCUACGUCGGUGUCGUGUUCCUGGACAGCUCCGCCACGUCUUACAGGCUUCGCUUCCCGUACAACCAGCUGCCCCAACCCAGCGACUACACAGAAUCUUUUGCCAACUGUUUCAGCAGCUCAGUGAACUGCAGAGCAGCUAAUUACUGGUACUCCGGCUUCAUCCGCCUCCAGUCCCUGAUCGAUGCAGCCAUCAUCCAGAUGCAGACAAAGCGCUCGGUGUGGAGUGAGAUGGACCUGAAUGUCGUCAUGAUGGGUCAGCCAGGUUCUGUGGAGGUGCAGAAAUUCCCCCACGCCCUCAUCUCCAUCUACCUGGUCCUGGCCUUCACGCCGUUCGUCACCUUCCUCAUUGUUAACGUGGCAGCUGAGAAGGAGCACCGCCUCAAAGACACCAUGACCAUGAUGGGGCUCUACGACACGGCGUUUUGGUUGUCAUGGGGCCUCCUGUAUGCUGCUCUGGUAACCACCAUGUCCAUCCUGAUGUCCAUCAUCGCCACGUACACGGCCCUGUUCCCAAACAGUGACUUCUUUGUCAUCUUCUUCCUCAUCUUCCUGUAUGGAAUAUCAUCUAUCUUUUUCUCCUUCAUGCUGACUCCGUUAUUUAAGAAGCCCAAGUUUGCCAGCACCGUGGGCUCCAUGCUGACGGUGGUGUUUGGCUGCCUGUCGCUGUUCACCGUGCUGAUGAAGGACUUCCCACAGCCGCUGGUCUGGCUUCUCUGCCUGCUCUCCCCCAGCGCCUUCUCAAUCGGGAUUGCACAGGUGGUUUACCUGGAGGCUCAGGGAGAUGGUGCUGUGUUUUCCUCACUUGCCAACGGCCCCCAUCCUCUUUACGUGCCCUUGCUCAUGCUGGUUGUGGACUGCAUCCUCUACCUUCUGUUGGCUAUUUACCUGGACCAGGUAAUGCCUGGUGAGUUCAGAAUGAGGCGGUCCUUGGUGUACUUCCUGAAGCCGUCCUAUUGGUCCAAACGCAGAAAGCGUUACGUUGAAGUGAGCUCCGUGUACGACGCCGAGAUGAAAGGCGCUCCUGGUGGGGACGAGUCCAUCGAACCAGUUUCACCUGAGUUCAGAGGCAAAGAAGCCAUCCGCAUCAAUAACAUCCAGAAAGUGUACAAAGAGAAGGACAACGUGGUGGAGGCUCUGAGAGGUUUGACCUUUGACAUUUACGAGGGUCAGAUCACGGCUCUGCUCGGACACAGCGGGGCUGGGAAGUCCACUCUCAUGAACAUCCUGUGUGGCAUCUGCCCGCCCACCAGCGGCUCGGCGACGAUCUACGGCUCGCCUGUGUCGGAGAUCGCAGACGCGUCAGAAAUGAAGCAGCUUGUGGGAAUUUGCCCUCAGUUCAACAUCAUCUUCGACGUGCUGACCGUGGAAGAGCACCUGAGGAUAUUUGCCGCCAUCAAAGGCAUCCCACCAGCAGACAUCGACGCUGAGGUGACCAAAGUGCUGAAGGAUCUGGACUUGGAGAAGAUCAUGACUGCUCAGGCCAAGAAUCUGAGUGGAGGCCAAAAGAGGAAACUCUCUGUGGGCAUCGCCAUUCUUGGAGACCCUAAGAUUCUGCUCCUGGACGAGCCCACAGCCGGCAUGGACCCCUGCUCCAGACAUCAGGUGUGGACGCUGCUGAAGAGCCGCAGAGCCGGCAGAGUCACCGUCCUCAGCACGCACUACAUGGACGAAGCUGACAUCCUGGCUGAUCGUAAAGCCGUGAUCUCUCAAGGACAGCUGAAGUGCGUCGGCUCCUCUCUGUAUCUGAAGGUCAAGUGUGGUGUCGGAUAUCAUCUCAGAAUGUCUAUCAGUGAGUCAUGUGACGCUGAGAGGAUCUCGUCAUUGGUCCAGCAGCACGUUCCCAAGGCGAAGUUAUCCCGACAACACGAGGCCGAGCUGACGUUCACUCUGCCUUUCGAGAACAUGGACACGUUCCCGGGCCUGUUCUCGGAGCUCGACCGUCAACCCAAUCUGGGAAUUAUCAACUAUGGCGUCUCCAUGACAACACUGGAGGAUGUUUUUCUUCGCCUGGAGGCAGAAGCUGAAGUGAACCAAGCCGACUACAGCGUGUUUAAUCGGGAGCAGGCGGAGGACGAAGGCGACAACGGCUCUCUGGAUGACACGGACCAGCGGCUGCUGACCUUCUCAGACAGCAAGUCGGACGUCGUGUCGGGUCACGCUCUGUGGCGGCAGCAGUUCAGCACCGUGGCCUGGCUGCACAUGCUGAACAUGCGCCGGGAGAGGAAGGCCUUCAUCUACACCCUGGCCUUGUUCCUGGUGUUCGUUGCCGCGGUGCUCGUCCUGUCUCUGGUCACAGGAAACAUCCAGAUUCACUCUCCAGACCGUCAGUUUCUGCCCAUUUACCUCCUCAAAAAGAACCAGGCGCCCCGCAGAUACACCACCAGCCUCCUGGUCCAGAACUCCUCAGGCUCUGACAUCUCUGACUUCGUCCACAACCUGGAGUCUCAGAACAUCAAAGUGGAGAUGAUGAAGCACAGCGACUACAUGUCUGCUGCUCCCCACAGCGCUGCCAUCAACGUAACCGGAUCCAGCAAGGGGUUCAGGUACAGUGUCGCGUUCAACAGCACCACAGUUCACUCCUUGCCUAUGGCUGUCAAUAUACUGAGCAACGCUCUCCUGAGAGGUCUGAACGGCACCGGACCGAUCCGAACCUGGACCAAACCGUUUGAUUAUCAAAUCCCCGAUGCUACGUCCUACGCUCUGGUGUACAUCGAGGCCAUCAUACUGGGAAUGCUGGCAGCUGGGAUGCCGGCGUAUUUCGCAAUGGACCACACUCGAGACAGAGAGAUCAAGUGUCGCUCCACGCUGCGGAUCUCUGGUCUCGUACCGUCGGCUUACUGGUGCGGUCAGGCAGCCGUGGACAUCCCCUUCUACUACCUCAUCCUGUCCUGCAUGAACAUCAUCCUGUUCUGCUUCCACUCUGAAGACAUGCUCACCUCCAGCAACCUCACCGCUGUGGUCCUGUGUACUAUCGGCUUCAGUCCAGCCAUGAUUCUCUUCACCUACGUGUUUUCUUUCGGCUUCGCCCGAGUCCAGAGCAACAGGGACUUCUUCUCCGUCAUCUCCAUGAUGGUGUGCGUGGUGUCGGCCUCGCUGGUUCAGUUGGUGAACGACAUCCCCUGGCUGACCAGAAACCUGCACAACUUCCUGUGUUUCUUCAACCCUCUGUACCCUCUGAUGGGCUGCCUCAACUGCAUCACCAAGGCGACCUUCCUCCCCACUCUGUACGAAGAUAACUUCUUUUGGAAGAACCUGGUCAUCGCGAUCGUAGCUCCCUACCUUCAGUGCAUCCUGCUGCUUUUCCUGCUCCGGUGGCUGGAGAUCCAUUACGGAGGGAGGACGAUGAAAAACGAUCAGUUCUGCAGGAUCUCAUCCACGCCAAAGCCCAAAGUGGAGAGGAACCCUGAAGAAGGGCUGAACGAGGAUGAGGACGUUCAGAUGGAGAAGGCCCGAGUGAAGGAGGCACUCACCUGUCAGUCCUGUGAAGAGAAACCAGUGGUGGUUGUGAGUAACCUGAGGAAGCAGCACAAAGGCAGAAGAGAAGGUUUUUCUCUGAACAAGACGAGGAAAGUGGCCACAAAGAACAUCUCAUUCUGCGUUCGUAAAGGUGAAGUUCUUGGACUGUUGGGACCCAACGGAGCCGGAAAGAGCACCGUCAUGCACAUGCUGUCAGGCGACACUGAACCCACUGCAGGGCAGGUGCUCAUGGGGGACUACAGUACAGAGUUUCAUCAGGUGGACAACAAUUUGGAGCAUGUGGGCUACUGUCCACAGGUGAACCCUCUGUGGCCCAGGAUCACUCUGCAGGAGCACCUGGAGAUCUACGCUGCCAUCAAGGGCCUGAAAGGACAGGACGUCCCAGGAAUCAUCAAACGUGUGGUGAACGCUCUGGAGCUCAAGGACCACCUGAACAAACAAGCCAAGACCCUGUCAGCAGGACUCAAGAGGAAGUUGUGCUUCGCCCUGAGCAUGAUCGGGAAUCCUCAGAUCGUUUUACUGGACGAGCCGUCAUCAGGCAUGGACCCCAAAUCUAAACAGCGCAUGUGGAGGGCCAUACGUGCUGCGUUCAAGAACCAUCAGCGAGGAGCCGUCCUCACCACGCACUACAUGGAGGAGGCGGAGGCCGUGUGCGACCGUGUGGCCAUCAUGGUGUCCGGCCAGCUGAGGUGUAUCGGCUCCAUCCAACAUUUAAAAGGGAAGUACGGGCGGGGCUACAGUCUGGAGGUGAAGCUCAGAGAGGAGCUGACGGGGCUCCAGCAGGUGGCGCUGCUGCACAAAGAGAUCCUUCGAAUCUUCCCUCACGCCACCCGACAGGAGAGCUUUGCCACGCUGAGGGUUUACAAGAUCCCCAUGGAGGACGUCAAAUCACUGGCCAAGUCUUUCUCUCAGUUAGAGAGUGCCAAGCAAAUGUUCAACUUCGAAGAGUACAACUUCUCCCAGUGCACCUUAGAGCAGGUGUUCAUGGAGUUUGCCAAGGAGCAGGAGAACGAGGAGGACGAGGUCGGCUCCCUCAGCACGACCUUCCAGUGGCAGCGUCUCCGUCAGGACGGCCCGGUUUCCGUCAACCACACAGACAGCAUCGUGCACCAGCUUUGAACUUUGACUUGUGACGGGAGCGGGCGGCUGGUGACCGACCAGGACUGACCGACGCCUGCCUGCCUGCCGGGCGUCAGCCUGAAGGCUUCACGCCAGCACUCACCCCGUUCCACGCAAACCGACGUUCACCUCCUCCUUAAAGAACGGGACAGUCCUGGGUCGGGUUGGGCUCGCGUACACUGGGACUGACUGACUGAGUGUUCAGGCUCAGGGCAGCUGUGGCCUCUUUUUUUUCCGGGUCUGAGGCGUGCAUGCGUGUCGCCCUCGUCCUCUGGUGCUCCGUGUUUUCUGAAUCGCACUGACCGAGGCGGCUGCCGUCUUUCUCGACACGCUUUCUAACGGUGUUUUUUAUCUUCACAGGGAGUCCGAAAAAGAAACGUAUAAAUAUAAAUAACCAUAUUUAAGCUUUGUAAUCUCUCCAUCCUCUCGCUCUCCUUUGGACGGAGGCGUCGGAGUCGGUGUGUUUGCUCGUCCGUCGUGUUCGUGACUUCUUUUUUUAUAACCCUACCAGAACUGGAAUCCAUCCACGAUCGUACCAAAGCAGCACAUCUCUGAACCACACACUAACACACCUCCUCACACAAACUGAGGUUAGAUUUUUUUUGUGUCGGUAGCAUGUGCAUAAAUAGUUUGCUGUAUAGUUGAUAGAUGGAGGAACAGUCUUUAAACCUUUACACACGUAACAAACUGAUUCUCUGAGGUCGAAGCUCUUCUCCUCUUUUUGCACCAGCAUGCACGUCGUAACACUACACACUGUUUGAGGUCAAAGGUCAGUGACGGAUGGGACGGGUGGCGUCGUUUUCUUUGUCGUCGCGUGGCCUUCCUCUCUGCAGGUUUAGCGCUCUCUUUUUUUUUUAUAUGCACACCAGUACAUGUAGCACACUGCCCUCGUCACGAGCCUCAAACGUGGAAGCAGAAGAAGUUCAGACCGAGGCUCCUGCUCCUCUCAGCGGGGUGCGUUUGAUUUAUGAAUGUAUGUUUGGAGAGCGAGAGAGGGGAGCGUUUGUUUCACUUUGGUGCCACUUUUAAUUGCAAAGCUGAGUUUUGUUAAAUCUAUCUAGCCUGUUUUAGGUGAGUGAGUGUGUGUGUGUGUGUGAGUGUGUGUAUACUGUGUUUGUCGUCGGAGCCUCCAAGUUGUACUUUUUUUCUUCAGGUGGGAGGAUCAUUGGGAUUUAAAGGGAUGCUUUUAUUUUGUUAACGAUCAUGAAUGACUUCCUUUAGGGGUGAACAAAAUAAUGUGAACACUCGACUCGGCACACACACACACACAAAGGCACAAACUCGACACUACAAGCUCCACAGUGUGUGUUUGUCGCCGUGGUGUUUUAAAGUUUGCGUCCGCGAUCAUUCACGCAGCAGCUUCUCUUCACGUGUUCCACUUUAUUUUAUCAGAAGAAGAAGAACUAGAAGCGUCAGACACGGACAGACGUUCACACACGUCGGAGGUCGUUUUUAAAUGUGAAAACUUUAUUUAACACUUUGUAGCCUCGUCUCCUUUGAGCAGGAGACACGAUGAUUAACACUGAGUACAACGUGUGCAAUGUGGGUGUUUGUUCCCAAACAUUCUUUGGACGUUUGUCCAACGUUCAGCCUCAGUAACAUGUAGCCGCCCAGCUGACGCCGGCUUGUCUUUGCACUCCUGAGGCUCUGUGGAGCGUUUGAAGCAUUUAAAGCGGUCGGCGCUGAGGGUGGAGCAGGUUUCAGUUCAUUUUCCUGGUGGUGGUAAAAUUGCACUAUUUCUGGGAAAUUUUAUAACCUUUCUUUAUAUUAUGCAAUCUUUGUAAGAUUAUCUGUGCACUGAUUUUAUUUUUUAAAGACUCGUGGUUUAGCUGUGUGCUGUAUUCCCCUCCUGUAUCGCCCGCAUGUCUGGAUGGUCACUCGUCAGUGAUGAACUCUACGGUCUCGACACGACCUUUUCAUGAAUAAACGUUAAUCCAAGA
Molecule: messenger RNA, 7103 nt
Organism: Larimichthys crocea (large yellow croaker)
Lineage: Eukaryota; Metazoa; Chordata; Actinopteri; Sciaenidae
Gene: abca5
Product: ATP-binding cassette, sub-family A (ABC1), member 5
Exons: 38
Coding region: 124-5163 (1679 amino acids)
Biological process (GO): lipid transport; transmembrane transport
Cellular component (GO): membrane; intracellular membrane-bounded organelle
Molecular function (GO): ATP hydrolysis activity; lipid carrier activity; ATP binding
Source: RefSeq, a predicted model, not a curated record